This is a messenger RNA of Suillus fuscotomentosus, 1085 nucleotides long. RefSeq lists its product as uncharacterized. Lineage: Eukaryota; Fungi; Basidiomycota; Agaricomycetes; Boletales; Suillaceae. The coding region runs from base 82 to 990 and encodes 302 amino acids. The transcript has 9 exons. The record is from RefSeq and is a predicted model, not a curated record.
UAUCUCGCCACCAUCUCGUUCUGUACCACAGUACAGCUUUCACGAUAAACUCUCCCUCAAAACGCAAAUCAAGAUCUAACAAUGGCAAACAUCAACCCGGAGCAAAUCAGAAGCAUAAUCGGGCGCUUUCGAGUUCUGAUCAUAGGGAGAGCAAACGCAGGCAAAACAACCAUCCUUCAGAAGGUCUGCAACACCACAGAUCAACCAGACAUUUACGAUGCCAAAGGAAAUAAGAUCGAUGCUGACGUCGUGAAAGCCUCGAUCAAGCGUGGAAACCACGACAUCACGAACGAGAUGGUGUUCAGGAGCAGUCCUGGUUUCGUCUUCCACGACUCUUGCGGGUUCGAAGCGGGAUCUGAAGGAGAAUUUGAGAGCAUGAAGAGAUUUGUCUCAGAGCGCGUACACGCGACGAAACUGGAGGAGCGACUCCAUGCCAUCUGGUAUUGUAUUCCGAUGGACGAAUCCUGUCGGACAUUCCAGCGGUCGGAGGAGAAAUUCUUUUUUGACUGCGACACCGGGCACGUUCCCGUGAUUGCGGUGUUCACCAAGUUCGAAGCUCUCCGUCCAGUGGCGUAUGGAGAAAUCAAGAAGGAACUAAAAGGUGUAUCUGCAGAAGAACGGUCAAAAAGGAUAGCCCAACGCGUUGAAGAACUAUUCACUAAGACAGGUGUUUGUGAUCGGUUGUGCGACCCUGAAAACCGUACGCGUCCUAAGUUCUAUGUGCGCUUGGAGAAUAUGAACAAGCCGAAUACAAACUGCAACGUUCUACUGGAACGCACCACUUUCGCAUUGGACAGCGAGGAAUUGCGGUUGUGCUUGGUGUCGACACAACAAUCAAAUCUGGAGCUUUGUAUCAAGUGUGCUGUCGCAAUCCUCGUUGGUCGUGCACAUAAGCUGUUCGGGCUCGACUAUGAAGUCUAUCAGUACGAUAUUGCUAAGUGGUUUCCGCAUCUCCAACGGGUAAGAUCAUGGUUUACGAAGCUCGAGUAGCACAGGCAACGCUGAUGCCUUGUUACUGCUCGCCUGUUGACAGUUGGUAACGCUGCUGCUUGCCUGUUGACAGUGGGUGAGUGCCUUGAUUGUUU